AUGAGAUCAUUAAUUAACCAAACUUUCAUUUUUGUUUUUCUACUAUCUUUGGUUGGUUCACGAGAAGUUAAAAAACUUAAACGUUCCUAUAUUGACGAAUGUGAAAGAUUUUGGCAACAAGCACCUGUUACCUGGAAACAUGAUGUUAUAAAUGGUGCCAAAAAAUUAAUAACAGUUGCUGAUGCAAAACAAUAUAUAAGUAGUUUAAGCGAAAUAUGGCAAAUAGAAGGAAAACAUGGUGCCAAUCAAUUCAUAGCUACAUUAAAAUUGAAUACCGAACAUGUUGGUAUAGCAUCAUCGGAGUAUUGGGAUGGACAUUAUGCAAUUAGUGGACAAAAUGGUGAAGUGACAUAUAUAUUUGUUGUAAUACACAGCGAAUCGAGUAGCAUCUCUGUAACAUUUAGUUAUCAUCAUCUAACGGAAAAUAUGAUUGGUUCUAAUUCAGUUUAUACACCUUAUGCAAAAGAUAUAACAAUCGAGUGGCUAAAAUGGAAAGCAUUGGAAAAUAUUCAAUCUAUGGUACCAUCUAAUAUCGCACCAACAAUUGAGUGGAGUGUUAGCUCCAAUAAAGGUCACUCUAUCACCACAAAGUAUCUAGUUAUACUAUUGUUUUUCUCCUUUCCUCUUUCUCUAGAUAUAUAUUAGAGUAUUUUUUCUGUUCACUUCAGUGAUUAACCUUUUCUAUCCAUUCUCUACUAUAUAUAUUUCUUUUCUCUUGAUAUUAUUCUAUAUCUUGUUUCGUGUUUUUCUCUUUUUUUCUAUCAUACUUAUCUGAUUUUGCUUGGAGAAUAAACCCUUUCCUUGAUGCUAUCCCCAUCCCCACAUUCAUAUAUCAUUAUAUGGUGAGUAUAACUGAUGCAUUUUUACGUGAACCUUUUCAUUCCUUAGCGAAUCAAGGGUUUUAUGUAAUUUCGGCAAUAAGAAUUUCACCAUCUGAAUUUUGACAAUGCCGAAUUUCCGUUUAUGUCGUAAUGCCGUAGGAAUUUCGACAAGAAUAAUUAUUAAUGCAUAUUUUAUUGUCCAUUUUCCACCAAAAUUAUGAUAAUAUGCAUACGAGCUACACUACGUGGCACCAACAUAGUUAUAUCUUGGAUUUUGAAGUUAGUAUAAAGGGGAACCGGAAUUUUCAGUAAAACCCUUCCAUAAUAGAAGCCCCUUUCAUAUUAGAAGCCUCUCCCCUAUUAGAAGCCCACUCUGGAGAAGUCGACUUGUCAGACAUAUUAGAAGCCCUCUCAUUUUAAAUUUUUUUUGAUAGUUUUUUGGAAACUUCUAUUUGUGUUUUCAUAGUUAAACUUUAAAAAUUACAAGAUUUUAAGGUAAAAAUGUGUGAAAUUCUUAUUUCUUUGUAUUAAAAUCUCACAAUUUCCUUGAAAAUCCUUCAAAAAAAACCUGUGAAAACUCUGAAAAUUCUCCUAACGCUUUUGAAAAACUUUGGUACGUGAAAUCUUUGAAAAAUCCUGGGACAUAUUAGAAGCUCCCUCCAAAAAUUUCGAAUGCCGGACAGUUUAGAAGCCCCGGUUGGCUUCUAUUAUGGGAGAGGGUUUACAGGAACAGGGUGUGGCUGUGGGUGUGUGGGUGUGGGUGUGGGUGUGAGGGUGUGGGUGUGAGUGUGCGCGUGGGUGGUGGGUGUGGGUGUGGGUGUGGGUGAAGGCGGGGAGAGGGGGGGGGGGGGCGGGGCGUGGGAGUGGGCGGAG
Molecule: messenger RNA, 1694 nt
Organism: Rotaria sp. Silwood1
Lineage: Eukaryota; Metazoa; Rotifera; Eurotatoria; Philodinida; Philodinidae
Source: the annotation of a GenBank genome assembly